Messenger RNA from Metarhizium acridum CQMa 102, 1752 nucleotides. NCBI's taxonomy places the organism in Eukaryota, Fungi, Ascomycota, Sordariomycetes, Hypocreales, Clavicipitaceae. The record is from RefSeq and is a predicted model, not a curated record.
AUGGCAACGGGGGAGAAAGUACGCCGCGGAGACGACAACGGCGCGGCCAUGUCUGAAAGCAGCCUCUCCCACACACUAUCGCGGGCCUCACACACCCGACCGCUGGAUAGGAUGCGCUCGCAAAAUGGGUACGGCGUCGACGAUGACAGUGACCCUGCGCCUGGUGAUGGCGGGGAGGCACACAACGAAACUGCUUCCUCGGAGGCUUCCAAAGAUCCGUAUGAGGUUGGUUGGGACGGCGGCGACAACGAUCCCCUCUGUCCCAGGAGCUUCUCCAAGGGCCGGAAGUGGUUGAUUACCAUUAUUGUUUCGCACGUUGGCUUGUGUGUUACUUGUGCAUCCUCCAUAUAUACAUCGACAUACACGAAAAUGGAGCACGAAUUCCACAACUCUCGCAUUGUCUCUGUCCUCGGUCUGUCGACUUUUGUCCUCGGCAUCGCCUUCGGCCCCAUGUUUCUCAGCCCGCUGAGUGAAUUCUACGGCCGUCGACCCAUCUACCUCGUCUCGUGGACAACCUUUGUCAUCUUUCUGAUUCCACAGGCAGUGGCCAAAAACAUUGCCACUAUUCUUGUUUUUCGCUUCUUUGAUGGCUUUACAGGCAGUGCCUUCUUGGCCGUUUCCGGGGGCACCGUGGGCGAUUUGUUCGCGAGACACGAGUUGCAGGCUCCCAUGGCCUUGUUUUCUGUUUCGCCGUUUAUAGGACCGAGUCUCGGGCCCUUGCUGGGUGGAUUUAUCAACUAUAAUGCUGACUGGAGCUGGACAUAUUAUGUGCUCCUGAUUUGGUCCGGCAUUAUCUGGGGAGCAGUCGUCUUCUUCGUGCCAGAGACUUACCUCACACAGGCUGUUCGUGGGGCGUCAGGGUCUCAGUUCGGUUCAUCAGCCAUCCUUCACCUUGCGGUCAUGUUUGUCUCAGACAAGGAGUACGAAGCACUGACCACCUCUCUCACCUUGACAGAUCCCAUCUUGCUGCGAAACAAGGCCAAGAAGCUGCGUCAGGGGACCGGCGAUGAUAGGUGGCUGGCUCCCACGGAAAAGGUCCGCAAGUCGGUCGUGCGGGCUGUUGGCCGCUCGUUGCGGCGACCCUUUGAACUGCUCUUCUUUGAGCCCAUGUGUCUUAACCUCUGCCUCUUCUCCGCACUUCUAUUGGGCAUCUUGUACCUCUUCUUUGGCGCCUUUCCACUGGUAUUCGGCACCAAUCACGGUUUCAAUGUUUGGCAGGUCGGCAUGUCUUUCUUGGGCAUCUUUGUAGGCAUGAUACUUGGUGUGUUGACCGAUCCUGUGUGGCAUCGUGUCCGUACCAGGCUGGUUCAGAAACUCGAGACAGAGACUGGCGUCCCAGGUGCCAGCGAACCGGAGUUUAGACUUCCACCAGCCAUCAUGGGGGCGUUCCUCGUCCCAGCUGGCAUCUUCAUGUUUGGAUGGUCUACAUAUCCGUGGGUACACUGGAUUGUGCCCAUUAUUGGAUCGUGUGUCUUCGCGAUUGGAAAUGUGUUGCUUUUCACCGGCAUCUUUACCUUCCUCGUUGAUGCGUAUCCGCUGUACGCCGCAAGUGCACUGGCUGCCAACGCCUUUGUGCGAUGUAUAUUUGCUGCGGCAUUUCCUUUGUUUGGCGUUCAAAUGUACGAGAAACUCGGCUACCAAUGGGCUUCAUCACUGCUGGCUUUCUUGAUGGUAGCCAUGGUGCCGUUUCCCUACAUCUUCUUCCGCUACGGCAGAAGGAUACGAAGCAAGAGCAGAUAUGCCAAGUCGUAA